Molecule: messenger RNA, 3125 nt
Organism: Canis lupus familiaris (dog)
Lineage: Eukaryota; Metazoa; Chordata; Mammalia; Carnivora; Canidae
Gene: AAR2
Product: AAR2 splicing factor
Exons: 5
Coding region: 658-1959 (433 amino acids)
Biological process (GO): spliceosomal tri-snRNP complex assembly
Source: RefSeq, a predicted model, not a curated record
CCGUCUGUUUUCGUCGUCUGUGUGGCCAGCCCACGCCACCCUUUUCCCGGCUCGGGAUCGUGGAGUGCCCUGAAGUGGGGCGCCGCGCCCGGACGCCCGCGCCCCGCUCUGUGGGCCGGUGGUGGGACCCCGGUGGCUCCGCAGGCCUUUUCCCCUGAGAAACCGUCACCAGAGACCCGGUCGCCAGUACUUCCUGGGGCACCCGGGGUAACCCAGCGUUUUUUCCUCACUUGAGAACUUGCGGGGCCGGAGACUCCUUGGCGGCGCCCAGUAUGGUUCUGUCCGACUGUAAUUUCGGGCAACAUGUUUUGCCGGAACCGACCCCCUUUGUCUCAUCCACAAAGCGGAUAUCACGUUUUUAUUGAAUAAAUGCUCGUUAAGCAUCUAGUAUGUGCUAGCGCCGCAGAAAGACCCAAGUCCCACGGAGGUGACAGCCCUCUAUUAAACGUAUGCAAAAUUGCAGCCUGGUCCCUGAAACAGAGAGGUACCAGGUGCCCGGAGAGUGCCUCCCAGGAUACCUGACCUAACCCCGGGUCGGGCAGGCUUUGCUGAGGAAGUGACUGUGGAGCUAAGGGCAUUUUUCUCUGUGCCAGGCCGUGUGCCAGCUGUUGAAGAUACAAUGAAGAGAAUUGUGGCUGGUGGGAUUGAAGUAAAGGAAUGUCAUUAUCACGGAGGGAACACACAGAUCCCACAAGGGAAAAUGACCAGUUGAUGAACAGUUAUUCUAAAUGCAACAGUUCUUCCUUUAGCAAUUGUUUUGGAAGACAGGAGGGGUUCUCUUUUUGGUCACCAAGCACUGGUCCCAUGGCUGCCAUGCAGAUGGAUCCUGAGCUUGCCAAGCGCCUCUUCUUUGAAGGGGCCACUGUGGUCAUCCUGAAUAUGCCCAAGGGGACAGAGUUUGGCAUUGACUACAACUCCUGGGAGGUGGGACCCAAGUUUCGGGGCGUGAAGAUGAUCCCACCAGGCAUCCACUUCCUCCACUAUAGUUCUGUGGACAAGGCAAAUCCCAGGGAGGUGGGGCCUCGUAUGGGCUUCUUCCUUAGUCUACAGCAGCGGGGGCUGAUCGUCCUGCGCUGGGAUGCAGUCCGAGAAGAGGUGGACCUGUCCCCAGCCCCAGAGGCUGAGGUGGAGGCCAUGAGGGCCAACCUCCAGGAGCUGGACCAGUUCCUGGGACCUUACCCAUAUGCCACACUCAAAAAGUGGAUCUCACUCACCAACUUUAUCAGUGAGGCCACAAUGGAGAAGCUGCAGCCUGAGAGCCGCCAGAUCUGUGCCUUCUCAGAGGUGCUUCCUGUGCUCUCCAUGAAGCACACCAAGGACCGGGUGGAGCAGAAUCUACCUCGCUGUGGCACUGAGUGCAAAAGCUACCAGGAGGGCCUAGCCCGGCUGCCAGAGAUGAAGCCCAGAGCUGGGACAGAGAUCCGCUUCUCAGAGCUGCCCACACAGAUGUUCCCGGCAGGUGCCACACCAGCAGAGAUAACCAGGCACAGCAUGGACCUAAGCUAUGCCCUGGAAACUAUGCUCAGCAAGCAGUUCCCCAGCAGCCCCCAGGAUGUGCUUGGUGAACUCCAGUUUGCCUUUGUGUGCUUCCUCCUGGGGAAUGUGUAUGAGGCAUUUGAGCACUGGAAGCGACUCCUGAAUCUCCUGUGCCGGUCAGAAGAAGCCAUGAUGAAGCACCACACCCUGUACAUCAACCUCAUCUCCAUCCUGUACCACCAGCUUGGCGAGAUCCCUGCCGACUUCUUUGUGGACAUUGUCUCCCAGGAUAACUUCCUCACCAGCACCUUACAGGUUUUCUUUUCCUCCGCCUGCAGCGUUGCCGUGGAUGCCACCCUGAGGCAGAAAGCUGAAAAGUUCCAAGCUCACCUGACCAAGAAGUUUCGGUGGGACUUUGAGGCAGAGCCAGAGGACUGCGCCCCAGUGGUGGUGGAGCUCCCUGAAGGUGUACAGACUGGCUAACUGGGAAUACUGCCAGCCAGGGGAGGCCCCUUCCCACACGGCUACAGUCCUGGCUUCUCCAUUCAUGCCUUCCUUCUGGGACCUGCAGGGCAGUGGCCCUACCAGGUUCUGCAAAGAUGGAGCCAGAAUUCCCUCUUUCACCAAUAAAUAAGUUUCUUCAGUGCCAGAGAGGCAAUAUGCCUCCCAGAGGCACAUUCAUCAGUUCCCAUCAGCCUGGCCAUGAGGCUGAUCUGACCAAAUUCCACAUGGGCUCUUAGAGAAGCUCUCGGGAGAGACCUGCCUCAGCAGCUCCCUGCUUCCUUCCCAGGGAAAAAAAUGUGAGUCAGUAGCCCUAGAGAAUUGAUUGCUUGCUUAUUCCAUAGGAUGGUUAGAAAACAAGAAACCCUGGACUACACGGGGUUGGUGUAUUGGUUGAUGACUUAAAAGUUAAACAGGGUGCUAGGGAGAUGGACUAGAAUUUCUGCCUGUCCCUUGUUAAAUGGGAACACAUCACAGAAAACAUGGCGGAUAUGUGACCACUCAGGAGCUCCAGCCUGGGGAGAGGGGACCCAGAAGACCGUUGGGUUGAGUCUGACAAGUGGUCAGCUUUUGCUUUCUCUGUCUAAGUCCCUUCCUCCUGACCAGAGUGGAUAGUUGUCCAAGAGUUGUGGCUCCUGACCUCAGGGGCCUGCUGAUGCCAUGUCCCUCCAUCUGUUCCAUUCUGAAGUCUCAGACCCAGAAGUGGGACUGGGCACCCCUUCUAUAUGGCCCCAUUCCUCACCAGAGCCACCGUGACUGGAGAUUCAACAGCAAAGAGAGAGGUUCUUACUCUAGAUAGGUUUCUUUGGCCCCAUUGAAGUUCUGUGUCUUUAUUCAGAGCUCAAGAGAUGACCUGGCCAACCUAGAUCUUCCCAGUCCUGCUGUAGAGCUGUCAGCCACAGAAGUAAUGAUGCUUCCCUUCCCUUGCAGUCCCGAGGGUGUGCCCAUCACACACAGGUCCUGCCACCCUGACCACAAACUGUUGUACUAAGAUCAGAGUCACUGUACCAUUCUUUUCCAGGGCCACAGCUAACACCAGUUUUCUGAAUGAGAAUCCAUGCUGGUUAAGACUUUCGGUUCUACUUGUUUCCUUGGAGAUAUUUUUCCAAGAGCAUAAUGUACAUUAAAGUCUUUGAAUUGAGACUAAA